This is a messenger RNA of Rosa rugosa (rugosa rose), 1524 nucleotides long. RefSeq names its product homeobox protein knotted-1-like 3. Gene Ontology annotation, cellular component: nucleus. Bases 134 to 1186 code for a protein of 350 amino acids. The record is from RefSeq and is a predicted model, not a curated record. Gene Ontology annotation, biological process: regulation of DNA-templated transcription. Gene Ontology annotation, molecular function: DNA binding. The transcript is spliced from 6 exons. Lineage: Eukaryota; Viridiplantae; Streptophyta; Magnoliopsida; Rosales; Rosaceae.
GCGUUUCUCUCUAGCCCCCCCCCCCCCUCUCUCUCUCUCUCUCUCUGCUCUUCUCGCUUUUCUGAACCGCGCUGUCCCUCAUGAACUAAAAAAGCGCUUUUCUUUUCAGCCCAGAAAAAUCUCAAAACCUCAAAUGGCUUUUCACCACCACCAAACCCCUCACGAAAUGGCCUUCCACGGCUCCUUUCCUGACACCCAACAACCCCCCCAGCUCGCCCCCACGUGGCUCAACGCGCAGCCGUUCCGCUCCCUGAACAGCUUCUCCCGGAACGACGACGUCGUCAUAUCGCCGUCCGGGAAGAGCGGCGAUCGCGGCGGCGAAGAGGACGAGGAGGAUGAACUGGAGUGCGAGAGCGGGAGGUUCAAAGCCGACAUAGUAGGCCACCCUUUGUACGAACAGUUGGUCUCCGCACACGUUUCGUGCCUGAGGAUCGCCACGCCGGUCGACCAGCUGCCCAAGAUCGACGAGCAGCUCGUGCAGUCGCAGCGCGUGGUGGACAAGUACUCGGCGAUGAGAGCCAACGGCGAUUUCCAAGUUAUGGAUGAGAAAGAACUUGACUCGUUCAUGACAAACUAUGUUCUUUUGCUUUGUUCCUUCAAAGAACAACUGCAGCAACAUGUUCGAGUUCAUGCCAUGGAGGCAGUCAUGGCUUGUUGGGAGCUUGAGCAAUCUCUACAAAGCUUAACAGGUGUAUCAACGGCUGAGGGCACAGGGGCCACAAUGUCCGAUGAUGAUGAACAAUUCGACAGUGACAUUAACUCGUAUGAUGCGAGUCUAGAUGGACAUGACACCAUGGGAUUCGGUCCUCUCGUGCCAACUGAAAGUGAGAGAUCUCUAAUGGAGCGCGUAAGGCAAGAAUUGAAGCAUGAAUUGAAACAGGGUUACAAGGAAAAGAUUGUCGACAUUCGUGAGGAAAUUCUGCGUAAGAGAAGAGCAGGGAAACUUCCAGGUGACACCACUUCUGUGUUGAAAGCUUGGUGGCAAACACAUUCCAAAUGGCCUUACCCAACUGAGGAAGACAAAGCGAGGCUAGUGCAGGAAACAGGGUUGCAAUUGAAGCAGAUUAAUAACUGGUUUAUCAAUCAAAGAAAAAGGAACUGGCACAGCAACCUCUCCACAACUUCUGUUUUGAAGAGCAAGCGCAAGAGUAAUGCAGGUGAUGGCAACACUCAACAAUUCAAGUAACCGUGACCACUUUAACUUAUGGAGAGAUGAAAAUCUAGCAUCAGAAAUGGGCUGCAAGGAGAUAUUUUGUUUGAAGAAGUUUAUGUCUAGUACAGUAAAAGCUUUAGAGCAGUAUAUGGUGAUGCUGCCUCAUGUCCUUGAUCACUCCUGAGUCUGACACCAUUCUAGUACCACAUCUCAUCAAACGUUGCAUGUAACAGGAACAAACUCAAAGGAGGCUGUCUUUGGGUCUAGAUAGAGUUUUUGUAAGCUAAGAACCUCUACAUUUAAAUGUUUGCCUUCUGUAUUUGAUUUCUAUGGAUGAGAAUGGUUAUAAUAUAGUUUAUAGAUGUUUCAUA